Symbiodinium sp. CCMP2592 is the source of this 9801-nucleotide messenger RNA. The record is from the annotation of a GenBank genome assembly. NCBI's taxonomy places the organism in Eukaryota, Dinophyceae, Suessiales, Symbiodiniaceae.
AUGACUUGUUCGUGUUCACCCACUCUCUCCUUUCCACCCUUUUGCGGCCAAGGCCCCCGAGACCUCCGGACGCCUGCGUUGUCCAAGCUGCUCCCGGGGACAGGCUCACCUCCAGAGCUCACCUGCCGCAUGCUGAAGAUCUCUCCUUCCUUUGAGGUCCAUCGUGUUCCGGGCCUUCUUGACCGGAAGGCACCGGGACCUGGACGAGGCGCGAGAAACGUGCCAAGGUUUCUCGUUCCGCCGCCGCCAGCUGCGAAGCUUUGCCCUGCUCAGGAUGGUGCCGGGAGCGAGCCUCGCCUUCGUGCACUGCAGGCCUCCACCCCUGCCACGGCUCUGGCCACGUCGAACUGGUCCGAGGUGGUCAGCUGCAACUUCGAGGCCGCAAUAGGACUUGAGACUGAGAGUGAGAGCCUUUCGAGAGAUGAGGAAGAUGCGAGAAGCUGUGAGGCUAACUUUUGCGGGUGGUCGAAUGGUGACAACGCCUGGCGGCCUCGUUCCGGAUCGACUCCAUCAUCAGACACGGGACCAGAGCAGGCAGCAGAAGGGGACUGGUACGUCUAUGUAGAGUCGAGCUCCAAUGCGAACAAGGCCGGGCUUUUCAACAAAAGAAAGGGUAGCGCGCCAGAGCCUGGUCGCAGAAAUGCACGACAGGAGUUCAUCCUGACCAGCGGCAUCUUCGACACUUCACCAGCAACGCGGCAUCUCCAUUUCUAUUUCCAUAUGUUUGGGAGACACUUGCAGACGGGCAGCCUGCGAAUGGACGCGUUGCGAAGCAGUGGCUGGACGCAAGUGUGGUCGCGAAUCGGAGAGCAAGGGACGCAAUGGGGCACAGCAUUGGUGAGUCUACCGCAGGACGCCGCAGCUGUGCGUUUCGUCGGCAUCACAGGCGACAGCUGGAGGAGCGACAUUGGGCUGGAUGGCAUCGCCACUGGGCUCCCCACGGUGGAGUUCGAUCAGCUCACUUGUGAGUUCGGUUUCGACACCUGCCUGUGGCAAAGCACUGGUGCAUCUUCAUGGCAGCUUGCGGGGGACGCGGAUGGCCAGUGGCUGGAGGCUGUGCAGAGUGGUUCCCAAGCUUCGCAAUGGAUCUUGGAAACCGCGGCACUCUUCAACACCACUGAGGAGAAGGCCUUGGUUUUCGACUAUCAGUUGAACGGCUCGGGAACCGUGGCGUUGGAGCUACAACACCAAGCCUCCGCUGGCGACUGGCAGCGUUUGUGGAUGCAGUCAGGCAGCCGCGGCGCAGGUUGGCAUGCCGCCAUCGUCACCAUCCCUUCCUCCACCGUGAGCCUGCGCUUGCUUGCCAACGUCACUGACGACGCAGAUGUCGUGCGGAUCGACUCGCUCCAUGCAGCGGACGUCCUGCACGACUGGAGCUCCAUUUCCUGUGGUUUUGAAUCCGACUUCUGUGCUUGGUCCACCAGUUCCCACCCAUGGCUGCGAGGUUCAGGGACUACGCCUAGCUCAGGUACCGGGCCGGACGAGGCUGCGGAAGGUGAGUCGUACAUUUAUACAGAAGCCAGUGACAAUGAGAACAAGGAGUUCAUUCUCACCAGCGACCUGUUCGACCCAUCACCGGAAUCUCGGCAUCUCCAUUUCCAUUACCACAUGCAAGGUGCGGACACAGGCAGCUUGCGAAUGGACGCGUUGCGAAGCAGUGGCUGGACGCAAGUGUGGUCGCGAAUCGGAGAGCAAGGGACGCAAUGGGGCCUGGCACAGGUGAUGCUGCCGCAGGAUGCGAGGGCUGUGCGUUUCGUUGGCAUCACAGGCGACAGCUGGAGGAGCGACGUUGCGCUGGAUGGCAUCGCCACCGGACUCCCCGAUCCGCUCACCUGUGAGUUCAGUGUCGACACCUGUGGCAAAGCACUGCUGCCUCUGCCUCUUCAUGGCAGCUUGCGGGGGACGCGGAUGGCCAGUGGCUGGAGGCUGUGCAGAAUGGAGAAGGCCUUGGUUUUCGACUAUCAGUUGAACGGCUCGGGAACCGUGGCGUUGGAGCUACAACACCAAGCCUCUGCUGGCGGCUGGCAGCGUUUGUGGAUGGAGUCAGGCAGCCGCGGCGCAGGUUGGCAUACUGCCGCAGUUACUGUACCAUUUGGCACUGUCAGUGUCCGCUUCGUGGCCAACGUCUCCGAGCCAGGCUUGGUGAAGCUGGAUUCCUUCUUGGUGACGGCCAUCGAGCCCGCGCUGGCAAACAGUAGCUGCAGCUUUGAGGAGACUUGCAAGUGGAUGGGAGACUGGCAGCGCCGCAGCAGCCCCUUUCGCAGUCUUACAACCGCCUUCCAGGCGGAGAGCUAUGCUUAUGCUGGCGGCUCCGGAACUGUUGGUGGCAAGGCGGGCAGGCGGGGGCAAAGUCUGUUUUGCAACUUUCCGCCCUGUCCCUCGCAGACAUUCGUGCUCACCAGCCCGCUCUUCCCCAAGAUCGCCAACGUCUCCUACCUGGAGUUCGCUUUCUACAUGUAUGGUAGCUCCGUCGGCAAGCUGGAGUUAUGGUACCUGCGCAACAACAUGUGGAGCUUGCGCUGGUCCCGGCAAUCAAACCAGGGGAACGCCUGGCUUCAGGCCAAGGUGACGCUCCCAAGCGGAGUGGAGAUGCUCCGCUUCGUGAGCUCCGGCGCCCUCUCCGAAUUCUCCCAUGUAGCUUUGGACGCAAUCCUCGCUUGGGAGGGCCCUGAAGCAGCCCCUGCAGAGUUCCUGAGCCUCUCUUCUGGUAACUGGCACAACUGUGCAGUUCUCCAGGCCGAGGGCCUCCUGAAGUGCUGGGGAGUUGGGGAUCACGGCCGCCUGCUUUCCGGCAGCGACGCAGAAGUGGGGCUAGCUCCGGGUCAGAUGGGUGAGAAGCUUCCGGCCGUGGACCUCGGGGAGCCCGGCGUUCGAGUGACGCAGGUGACCUGCGGUGUUUGGCACACCUGUGCACUUCUCGAGACGGGCUUCUUCAAAUGCUUCGGGAGUGGCACUCAUGGCAAGCUGGGCAAUGGACACACCCGCCAUGUUGGAGAUGAGCCUUUGGAGAUGGGCGCGCAUUUGCCAGCCGUGGACCUGGGCCCCGGUGUGGAGGUGGUGCAGGUGGAUGCUGGACGUACCCAUACCUGCGCUCUGCUUCGGGGUGGGAGCGUGAAGUGCUUCGGGGAGGGCCGGCUGCUGGGCUUGGGAGACGAGCGCGGGCCCCAGAAGGAUCGUGGCGACGAGCCCGGCGAGAUGGGCUCCAACCUCACUGCGAUUGACCUGGGCACCGACUUCGAAGCGGCGGUGCAGCUGGCCUUGGGAGAUUACCACAGCUGUGCUCUGUCAAGCCAAGGUACCGUGAAAUGCUGGGGACGGGGAGAUCGCCUGGGACUGGGACUUCCCGCUGUCGGAAUCGGUAACAGCCCCAACGAGAUGGGAAAUGCCCUACCUGCGGUGGACUUGGGCCCCCUUCCGGCUGCGCAGAUCGCAGCUGGGUCCCGCCACACCUGCGUGCUGUCCGACGGCUCGGCAAAAUGCUGGGGUGCGAAUCACAGGGGUCAACUUGGGCACGGCAGCCUUGAAGACGCGGGUGACGAGCCCGGUGAGAUGGGCACCAGCCUUCCGGUCGUGGAUCUGGGCGAUGGGAUGACGGUCGUCCGUAUCACUGCUGGCAGUCAUUACAGCUGCGCCAUCCUCCAAGAUGCAAGCCUCAAGUGCUGGGGCUCGGGCGUGAGUGGCCAGCCUGGGCCUCAGUGGGGGGGUGGGGGUGAAAGGCUUGGCCAGGGCAACCUGGAGAGCUUGGGAGAUGAGCCCUCCGAGAUGGGCUCCAAUCUUCGCGCAGUCGGCCUGGGCAAUCUCGAGGUGCGGGAUGUAAGUGCCGGUUCCGGCCACACCUGCGUGCUCCUGGAGGACGACAGCACGAGGUGCUGGGGCGAGGGCAGUUUGGGGCAGCUGGGCACUGGCAGCGCCCUCAGCGUCGGCCAGGUGCCUGGCGAGCUUGGUGUGGCUUUGGUGCCUGCGGAGCUCUUUCCCCGGACCCUUGGUGCUGGCCUUCAAGGUCUCAGCUUGCUUGCCGUUGCCGAAGACCAUGGCUUUGCCAAAGGGCUGCUCCAACUGCAGCACAACGCCUCGGUCGGCUUGGUCUGCGAUGAUGACUUUGAUUCUCGGGUGGCGCAAGUGGCCUGCCGUGAUCUCGGCAUGGCCGGGGGCAGGACGCUGCCAGCCUUGGCGAUGUGGGGUUGGGUGGGGGCCGGCACCAUCCUUGCUGACAACAUUCAGUGUACAGGCGCAGAAGUAAGCCUUCGCGACUGUCUUGAGUGCGAGUCGGAUGCGUGGAGCGAGUACACGCCCGCCGCAAGCCCAGCCGGGCGCCAGGACGCGUCUAUGGUCUGGGACAGUGAGACUCAGUCUGCAUGGAUGUUCGGGGGCCACGCCAGCAAUGCCUUCCUGUACUUUGCGGACUUGUGGCGCUAUGACUGGUCUCGGCGAGCUUGGACGGAGAUCCUGCCGCUGAACGAGGGCUCGACCCCCGGCAGCAGAUGGGGCCACGCGGCUGUAUGGGAUGCGCAUUCCAGGUCUAUGCUGAUCUUUGGAGGCAGGUUUCGAGUUGCCUUCUACGAUGACAUUUGGCAAUUUCGCAGCACGGACAGCACUUGGAGGCAAUUGCCUACCAUGGCGAAGCCGUCGGCACGCGCCUACCACAGUGCGAUCCUGGACCCGGUGGAGGGUGCGGUGCUAGUUUUUGGAGGAGAGAGCAGCAGCCAGGUGUUGGAGGACCUCCAGCGCUACAGCCUCGCCGACGGCCAGUGGAGCAAGUCUGGCGCGACGGGUCUCGGAGCCCGCAGUCGACACACUGCCGUCUGGGUGCCCGCAACCCGCUCCAUGCUCGUUUUUGGCGGGUGGAGUGGGCAGCAAUAUCUGGAUGACCUGUGCAGCUACGAUGCUUCAGCAGGCACCUGGACCGACUUGUCAGCUUCAGGAUAUUGGCCCACGGCUCGCGCGGGGCAUGCCGCCGCGUGGGACCCAAUUUCAAUGAGUAUGCUAGUCAUGGGUGGCAUCACCAGUGUGAGCGAUGAGCUCAGCUACGAGUCCUCGCUGUACAACUACAGCCUCUUGACAAACUCCUGGAAGCAAGAGGGCCUGCAAAGCGAGGUCCCAGGCCCAACCGGCCGUACAGGUCAUGGCAUUGUUUGGGACGACGCUGCUCGUGGCUUGCUGACCUUCGGUGGCUUCAAUGCUUCUUACUUGCAGCAAACCUGGCGAUACGUGGUCAGUCAGACCAGCUCGCCCUUGCUGGUCAGCUGCCAGCAGGGCCGCAACUGUUCCUUCCGCUGGAACGCCUCGGGCUUGGGCACCGUGAAACGCAGCUGCUCCGACCCGGAGGUCUUGACAGGACUAGGGCUCCCCACACCACUCUCUGAAGCGGAGGAGGAUCUCUGGAUGUUCGGAGGACAUGCAUCGCCUUUCUUCGUGGAACCGGGGCAUCACCGCCUCUGCUGGUGUGAUGUCGUCAACUGCAGCCACCCCGACAACUUCAGCGUGACAGUGGGCUACUUUGUCCUGGAGGGCCCGCAGCUGCAGCAGUCCGCUCAAUGCUACCUAGGCAGAGACUGUAGGAUUUCAGAGUGGCGAGGAGUCGGCAUCUCCGCGAACGACAGCGUCGUGAUGCAGAGCCGAUGCGGCGAAGGGCCGCGGCUCUCCUCUUCCACCUACUCCCAGCGCUCGGUCGGCGUCUCCUUCAACGAGUCCUACGGUUGGCACACCUUGCACGUGGGCUUCCUCGACCCAGCGGAGGGCCUCAAGCCGGAAGCUCUGGAGCUUUGCUGGUGCCCUGCUGCGGCGGCCCCUUGCGCUUCGGCGGAGGACUUCCUCGUGGUCGCCCUGAGCCUGGACGUGAUCUGCCCGCCCGGCGAGUACAGCGAAGGGCCCGGCUCUUCCUGCCUGCUCUGCCCGCCGAACUUCUUCUGCCCGGCGGUUCGGAAUUGCAGAGCUGUCCGUCGUCGAGCACUUCGAUGCAGGGCUCAAGUCCGCCAACUCUCCGAAUGCCUUUGCCUUCAAGGGCGCUACUGGGAUGCAGAGAGCGCCAUCUGCCUGGCGUGCCCCGCUGGGUCUUCGACGUUGCAGGAGGGGGCCACCAGCCUGGCGUCCUGCACUUGCAUGCCGGGCUUCUUCGCGACGCAGCCCGACAAUCCGGCAGUUUGCGAAGCCUGCGGCGUGGGCUUCUUCUGUGCAGGGGGCCUGCAGACCCCGCAGCCGUGUGCGCCGUCCCAAACCACUGAGAGCGACACUUCAGCCGACGAGUCCAAAUGUGUUUGCAGGGCCGGCAGCUUCUUGGAAGACGGGCUUUGCGCCCCGUGUCCGGUUGGAUUUUUCAAGGGCAGCGUCGGAGACUUCCCGUGCUCGCCAUGUGGUACUGGCACCUUCAGCAACGGCACGGGAAGCACAGAGCCUUGCAGAUGCCAACAGGGCUAUGGUUUUGACGAGGAGAUCGCGCAGUGCAGACCAUGCCUUCCGGGCGAAUACAAAGCACUGGUAGGCGACACUCCGUGCAGCCGAUGCUCUACCAAUAAGACCUCUAUGGAGGGCGCCGCGUCUCCCCUUGACUGUCGAUGCCGCUCAGGUCUUGCAGCAGAGGGUGAGAGCUGCCGAGACUGCCGAGAAGGCUUCUUCUGCCAGGGCCAGGGUGAAGAGCGGCGAUGCCAGGAUGAUGCCACCUCACGCAGGGGCUCCAUCCUGCAGGCAGAUUGCCUAUGCCUCCCAGGUUACUAUUCCCUUGAAGCUCAGGGCCUCUGUGAGCCUUGCGAACCUGGACGCUACAAGCCCACGCUGGCCAACGAUCCAUCGUGCCCAUUACAGUGCCCCACAAAUGGCGAGAGUGCCAAUGCGUCCACCAACUUAACAGAGUGCUUCUGCAUGCCAGGAUUUUACGCAGUGCUCGAUGAAGGAUCCCUCUCCAGGUGCGCCAGUUGUGCCUUCCUUCCUCAUUUGCAAUGCUUGGGUGGUUUUCACACUCAGGCGGGCAUCACUCAGUUGGGGAACCACAAGCUGCCUGUCGCCCGGCCGGGCUACUUCCAGACAGGAGUGACAAUCGCCGUGAAGUGCACGGCUGUCACGUCCACUGGCCUCAGCGCUUGCCUCGGAGGGCAGCUAUGCGCGCAAGAUGACACGGUGGAAUGCUUCGGCAAGUAUGACAACGCCUGCGACGAAGGCUCCACCGGGUUCUUUUGUGGAGAAUGCCCCGCUGGUUGGGCCAGGAGUGCCUUCCAGCAGCCAUGCGAACCGUGCGCUGCUGGUGCUGUUUUGCCUCUGGUAGCCUCUGUCAUCAUCGAUGUUGGCACGAAGGUCGCGGGUGCCGAACAGUUGCCGAAUUUUAAGGGGGUGUUUGCCAAGCCGCCCCUCAAUCCUAGAAGUUGGCCGCAGCAAGGGAAGUGUAAGAAACGGGAGGGAGCGGGUCAUAGCGGGGGAAGCGGACAGGCCACGAUCAACUUCGUGGUCGCGGCCAUGGCCGCAAUGGCGGCAGUCAGAGCCAGCAGCAAGCUCCACACGGUGAUGAUCCGCAUCGCCGUCCAGUGGCUGGCUGCCUGCUCUGUCCUGACAGCUUUCGACCUCACGCAGAUUCCGCUCGAGAACGACGUGGAGACCCAGCGAGAUCAGGAAGAGCAUCCACUCUUCCCAUGGCCUGCGCAGGUCAGCGCAGCGAUGCGGGGCCUCUUCGAGACCCUCACGCUGACGCCGGUGCUGACAUCUGUCAACUCGGCCACACAGUGCUUUGCCCAGGAGCUUGCUCCUGACAGCACUGCCCCGCGCAUCGCCUUUGGAGUGUACCACCUCGCCUUACCUCUCUUGGUCAUGAUUGGCAUUCUUCUGCUCUCCUUCGUGGUGGUGCAUGUGGUGGUGCCCUUGGGGCAGCGUUUCGGCUUCUCCUUCAACGAGUCCGGACGUAGCAUGAACCAUCUGCGCAAGAUCAUAGACCCCAUGCUCAAAGAGAUCUUGCGCAAACCUGUCGCCGAAGCCUCCAUCACAACGUCGCGUACUUCUGACGCCUUCGCCUGGGCGGACUUGGAGCGCGCGGGCACCUUGGGGAACCUCACCACGGCUCAGUUGCAGCAAGCGGCGGAGAACCCGGAUGGCUUCUUGCGCACGGCUGCAGCCGGGUCGCGAGAGCUCCUGGUCAGCGCCUGUGCGGCUCGUGCUGCCCAGCUGCAUCCACAGGCCGAGGCCCAGGAGCUUUACCAAGAGCUGGCGAAGGCGGAUCUCCGACAGUUCCUGACCGCGGACUUCGCCACUCGGUCUCCGGAUUUUACGGCAAUGCUGGACAAGGUCUUGGAUGCGGCAUUCACCUUCGACGAGGAGACCGUGCCCGUACCGAAGGAAGGCCCUGAGCAAGAAGAGGCUGACGAGCUCCGGCUCGUGGGCUCGGAGCACGCGCCUUGCGACGUCGUGGUCGCCUUGCCCACGGACGCAAUGCCAGAGAAGAAACCGGGGGAAAAGAGCACCUUCAGCUUUACAUCUUUGGACAACCGAGCCAGCCCGAUGGACUCUCUCAACUGUGGCCUCUUCUCGCCGGCACCUCGCUUCGGCGAGCUCGCAUACCAGAGCGUGCCCAUCAUUUGGGUGAGCCUGGUCUCUCUGUGGCCUGGGCUACUGUCCAGCUUCCUGCAGAUGAUCUGGUGCGUGUCGGUUCUGGAAGACGAUGUGCUGGUGAGCCGCCUGCUGCCCAACCCUUCCGUCAUUUGUUGGUCCGACGAGCACCUGGUUUCUGCGCGCUUCGCCAUCGCUGGGCUCGUCGUGUGGUGCCUGGGCAUACCGAUUGUGCUGGCCACCGUCUUGUUUCGCCUCCCGGAUAGGCAGGCUCCUGACAACUUCAGGCGCUUUGGCUAUUUCUUCCAGGGCCUGGAGCGACAGUUUUGGUGGUGGGAUCUCCUCGUUAAGCGCUUCGACUUGGCGCUGAUGAUGCUGGUCGCCUACACUUCCCUCGUGCCGGAUCAGAAGGCCAAGCUCGCGCUCUUCCCCGUCCUCUCGGCCUUCCAGGCGCUGCUGGCAUCGUGGGUCCGGCCCUAUGCAAACGACCAGGCUGAGGUGCUGGACGUCUUGGAGGUGACGCUGUGCUCGAUCCGGUUUCUGCUCUUCAGCGGAGUGGCGCUGCUUCUCAGUCUGGAGACACCGACAGAGACGGCUCACAUGGUGGCCUACCUCCUCUUGCUGGUCUUGGUGCUCGCCUGCCUUUACUUCUUCGCCCACUUCACCGCCCAGGUCCUUCAAGAUGCAGCAGCCUGGAGAUCGGUAGGUUGGUUUCCGCGCUUUGUCAUCGAGUUGGCAUUGCCCCUGUUUACCGAGGCGCAGUCAGAAUCUCUUGAGCUGGUUUGGUCUUUCUCGUCGGAGGAGAUCACAGCGACAACUGCAUCCCUUGAUGCAAGGAACAGCGGACAAAUGUCCAAGACGGCUCUCGGCAAGAUCUGUACGAAAGCGUGGCAUGUGCUGCGGCAGCUGAGUAAAGCUGUUUUACGACAUGGUCCCCUCUUCCAGCAGGCUGCGGUUGCAAAGGCCAACGACGACUUGCUUGCGCUCUGGCUUCAGCUUGGGCCGAAGCUGCCUUCGCAAAAGCACGCUUGCGCUCUGGCAACAGCGUGCAAGGCAUUGCCGCGCUCGCUGGUGAAAAGCCGCAUCUGCGUUUCAUGGAUGCAGCAGCUCGAAGUACUUUCCCAGCAAGAUCCGCCCUUCAGAUGCAGCCCCAAAGAUCUGGAGCAAGCGGUUCAGCAACUGGGGAAACUGUCGUCUGAAGACGGUUCCAUGCUGAUUGAAUAUGUCGUAACCUUGUGCGAUGCACACAUCCAGCCAGAAGCCCUGCUGGAAUUUUGA